AGUUUGUGAGAAAAGGAGCAUGUGAUACAAGUAUAUGCCACUGGCCCGUACAAAGGCCCAUUUUUGUUGACCGCUCCCUUUCAACUAGGUGAUCAACAUAUAUCCUCACGAUCGCCCAGUCAUCUUCUGUAGCCAGUCGGCCAUUUUCGCCGUCAACGGCGUAUUCCUCUGCCACGUGCACCUCCCGUGGUACCUUGUCUGCUGUACCUGCACGCCGGAAAAGAAACUCUGAUUACCAUCUUUCAGAGUCACUACUCAGCUAGGACGGAGGGAAUAGUAUAAUAAAUCAAAUUGCAGAAGCUACCCGUUGGUUAACGUGGAGUGUAGAGCAGAUUUGAUGAGAAGUUGAUUCUAUUUCUUAUAUACGAAUAUAAUCGAGCCUUCAACGUAUACGGAGUAGCAGUCUAGAUUGAUAUAAGAAGCUGCACAACAAAAACAGAUUGGUAAAGGAAUGUGUUUCCAGUAAAUGAACUCAUUUUUUCCAUCAAUCAAUGAUUGCCAUGAAACUACUUGCAUCUUUCACAUGCUCCAGCAGGGCACUUCGUGUUAGAAUAAAAGGACAUUUGCAAUCACGUUCAUUCCAACCUGAUUUUGCCCCAAGAGAUCCCAAUGUGAAACCUAUAAAAUACAAAUACCCUACAGUAUAUGAUCCAUACGGGCCUAGACCCCCACCGUCCGAUAAGAUUAUGCAACUUGUAGAACGCAUUGCAUCCCUAACACCUGAUGAGCGCAAACAAAUUGGGCCCAUGCUCAGAGAGAGACUGAAGCUUCCCAUGCUGAAAGCCAUUUCAUCAGAAGAAGGCAUUAGUGGUGGGGCUGGAGUGGGACAAGGCGGGCCUGCGAAGACGGAAGAGAAGAAGGUGGAGAAGACGGCAUUUGAUGUGAAGCUAGAAAAGUUUGAUGCGGCUGCAAAAAUCAAGGUGAUCAAAGAGGUGCGUUCAUUCACCAGUUUGGGGUUGAAGGAAGCUAAGGAGCUGGUGGAAAAGGUGCCUGCCGUACUAAAGCAAGGAGUCACCAAAGAGGAGGCAAAUGACAUAAUCGAAAAGAUCAAAGCUGCUGGAGGAAUUGCAGUUAUGGAAUGAUUAGUAAUAGCAAGUAGUCCAUCCUGAUACCGCUUUACGCAUAUGCCAGGUCAUCAUUAUGUAUUCCGGACAGAAUGAGCUUUUCCUUUCAUGAAAUUCUACUGCCUUCUGCAAUUUCCAGAGAAUUAAAGAACAGUAUUCAGGGGCGAAGGCCAGGUCACUGGCAUGCCCCCUACCUCAGGGAGAUGAUUCUUAUUUAGGUUGUUCUUGGGGGUAUUGAUUAAAAGAGAAUCAGACAAUUACCACAUAAUAAGCUGGUUUUGAAAUUAAAACCUGUUGUGGAACCUUUUUAUUUCUAAUGUAAUGAAUAAUUUACGGGUGAAUUAUCUAAAUAGGAGUAAAUGGUACCUAAAAAUCACAAAUUUGACUAUAUUGCUUUAAAAUUCC
Molecule: messenger RNA, 1469 nt
Organism: Cuscuta epithymum
Lineage: Eukaryota; Viridiplantae; Streptophyta; Magnoliopsida; Solanales; Convolvulaceae
Source: the annotation of a GenBank genome assembly